Messenger RNA from Neoarius graeffei (lesser salmon catfish), 2797 nucleotides. Its product is annotated as hepatic and glial cell adhesion molecule-like. The record is from RefSeq and is a predicted model, not a curated record. The transcript is spliced from 13 exons. NCBI's taxonomy places the organism in Eukaryota, Metazoa, Chordata, Actinopteri, Siluriformes, Ariidae. Bases 687 to 2210 code for a protein of 507 amino acids.
CUACUAAAAGCAUACAGAGCUGUGAGGUCAAAUUCAAUCCCUCAUGUCUGUGAAUAAAGGCUCUGGAUCCAGAUCUGGUUAAAUCAAGCUUCAGAAUUUCAGAAGCAGACAGUCUGAACAAACUGAAUAACAGAUAAAACAAAAGAGAGGCAAAAACUAAAAUCAGGACACAGAACAUCUUUAACUAGGUUUAGAAAAAGAAAUGAAGAUAAAGAUGCACUUUUUAGAGCAGAAAAUAAAGGAAUAUAGAGUAAGAAAUGUGUGUUCUCAUGUAAAGAAAAGGAAGAGACUGAAGCUAAAACAGGGAGGUGUGAUAAUAAUGCUGUGGUCAGUGCACUACUCAUCUUCCGUGUCUUUACUGUUAGUGUCAAAAAGCAGCUCAUAACCGCUUACAAGUGCAGUACGAGUGAAGGAGCAACAGGCUGAUUAAAGCAGUUAAUAUAGUAAACUUAUUCAGACUUUUUUUUUCUCCCCCUCAUGGAUAUUUUUGGCCAGAAUGCAACAUUUGGUGGAUCUUCAAGUCUCAGCUGUCUGAAAGUUGACGCCUCUGUGUUUUAUCGAAUGUGGAGAAAUAUUACAGUCGGAGCAAUCCUCAUGUUCCUGACAGGAGUUUAGGCUCAGCCCAGUGUAACUCCUUCCUCUCAGAGUCUGUGUUGUUAAAGUAUUUUUCAGUGCUCAGUGGAACUAUGGAUGGUGAAUUCAAAAUGCUGAUGAUGAUGAUGAUGAUGAUGAUGAUCAUCAUCAUGUUGUUGAAUAUUACAGUUUCAGGAUCACGUAUCCAACAUGUGAACGUGUCAUGCCAUAAUGAGAUGAUCUGUGCUCUGGAGGCAUCAUCUGUGACUCUCACAUGUUCUUACUCCAAUACCAACAUCACCACUGGCUUCUGGUUCAGACUAAAGGACAAAGCUAAAUGGAGGAAGGAGGAACAUCCAGAGGAUUUAGCUUUAGACUCAGACUACGCAGGACGUGUGAGCUACAGUAAGCUGACAAACUUCAGCUUGACUCUUACAAUAACAGACCUGAGAAAGAGAGACUCGGGGAAAUAUGACCUCAUGUUCAUUACGAAUAAAGGAGAGAAAUAUCUGAGCUCAGCUGGAAUUAAUCUAACAGUUACAGACCUGCAGGUGAGCCAUGACUCCACAAGACAAGCUCUCACCUGCCGCACUUCCUGUCUUCUGACCCCUGCUAGUCACCGGUACCACUGGUACAAGAAUGGACAAUACUUAAAGAAAUACACAGCCAACAUGCAACCUUUCCAUGUCAGCAAUGAUGAUGAAGGCCGUUACUCCUGCUCUUUUCAAGGCUAUAACGAGAUCUUCUCUCCUCCACUGUGUGUUGGCAGGAAAUGUUGGAAUGUGACCUACCCAGAGAAAAGAGUCUGUGCUUUGGAAGGGUCUUCAGUGGAACUUGCUGGAAGUUACUCACAUCCCAGUGAUCUGAGUGUUAGCAAAGUAAUCUGGUAUGAUGUUCUGUCCAGUAAAGUCUACCAGGACCUGAGGCAGGAAACACAGUUUACUAAUCGAGCUGAAUAUGUGCAACAAGACAGAAACUUCAAUUUGAAAAUGAACCAGCUGACAAAGAAAGAUUCUGGAGAAUAUCGCCUUCGAUUCUACACUAAUAAUGAUAAAGGAUUAUCUGGAAGACCUGGAGUGGUUCUGAAAGUUACAGAUCUGCAGGUAAGAGUGAGUGAGUCUGCAGUGGAAUCAGUAACGCUGAGCUGCAUCACCUCCUGCACGCUGUCGAACAACCCCACUUACCUGUGGUACAAGAACGGACAGCCUGUUACUAACAAACCCACCAAACACAACAAGCUCUACCUGAUCUCCAGUGAAGACGCAGGCACCUACUCCUGUGCCGUGACAGGACGUGAGGAUCUCCGCUCUCCUGAACAAACUGUUACACGUGGUGAUGAGAGCUCAGUUGAGGUGUGGAAGCUGCAUGCUCUAUGGGGAGCUGUUGCACUUGUUCCUGGUCUCUUUCUCUCUCUUCUUAUCACCGUUCUUUGCAUGAAGAGGAAGAGAGGAGCAAAGAGAGACACAGAUGUUCAGAUUGUUCCAUCGCCUGGAGAUGACACAUACACAGAACUUAACUCCAGGACUAUGUCCCCAGAUUAUGACAUUCUGCAAAAUGUUCAAAGCUCUGCCAGUGGCACUUACACAACUCUAAACCCUGCAACCAUGUCUUCUGAUUACGACACACUGAGGUACUGAUGCGUUCAGAUGGUUGAACCCUGUAACCACGCCCUCAGAGAUGUGGUGACUCAACUCCGUGAAGAGAAAUACUCCAGAACUGGUGAAUGAUAAGAGCUGAAUUUGGUUAGUGACUUCACAUUCAGCAUCAUGAACAGCACAGGAAGGAUAUCUAUAUAGCGCUACAGCUUUUCUGUCGUCCCUCUUCACUCUCUCCUGACCUCUGUUCAUGCCAACAUCGGAAAUAAUCACUGAAUAAAUUAGUCAUUUCUGGCCGGUUUCUUAAUUCUUGUUACUUUCUUUUCUUAUUCAUUUAGCUAAACAUUUUAUGACUUUGUUUGCUGUCAUCUGAUCCAGUAUUUGUCAUUUUAAUGUCUUGUAAACUGUCGUGAAAAGCUGGAUCAUGAUGAUGAUCAUUAAUUAUGAUUCCAGAAUUAUAUCAGAUCUCUUACUGUCGAAUGUUUAACAUGUUUUAUGUAGAAGAAUAAAAUUGCGCUUGCAAGUUUUGACAUGACAGAAUACCGUAUGCUGAUUCAAAACUGUACUCAGCUUUUACCCAACUUCAAUAUACAGGCCAAAACUUUUACAGAAUGUAUAGAGCGGGGUAG